GUUUGGUUUCUACAGUAAAUCAAAGUUUGGAGCAAAUCAAAAGCUUCCACAAAGGUGUUUGAUUCAGUUGUCUGGUUUUCUCCAAGAAGAGCCAUCCAAUAUCCUCGAUCCCACUUAAAAGAAGCAGACAGUUUUGGAGUUCCAUGCGAUUAAGCGCUAACAGCCUCUGCUUACAUAAUAAUUGGAUGACCUCACUUGUCAAUCAUAGCAGCACCUCCCACUAGGCAUAAUGUUGGUCCCAAAUGAUCCGUCUACUAACUGGAGUGACCAGACGGAGUUCCCUGGACCUCUGACACCUACAGACACUGCUUACGAGAGCAGACAAGUCUGCCAAAAAAAGGGACUCGAGCUUCAAGUCCAACAAGCAUUCAGCAAAGCUUGUUGUUCUCAGUUACUUGUCAAAGUCACGGGAUCCAUUCAGGGCAAUUCUAGAGCGUUGAUGGCGCAUUACUAAUUUCUGUGACAUCAUGCACGUCUUUGAUGCCUUUGUGUCUUUGAUAGUGCAAGUCACUAGUAUUGGACUUGGAGAGGGUUUCGCACAAUAUACUGCACUUUUCAUUCUGUAUUUGUGAAUAAGGAGUCCGAUACGAACAAUGGCGAGCUCAAGCACAGAUUCCGAGUGCAUCCUCAAGUGGAAGAACAGGAAGCUGAUGGAGAAAGCUCGUGAAUUCAACAACCUCUGGGCAAGCGACAUCCGGGGUCGCAAUCAAAAAGUCGAGGCAACGCAAGCCAAGCACCGGGCCCUCGAGGAGAAGCUGGAGACGAUCAACAAGGAGAACGCAGAAUUAAUCUCACAGCAGAAAAUCUACGAAGCCAAAAUCUUCCUGCUGACACAGAAGAGGAAUCUCCUGGAAAACCAAGUGCGUGACCUGAAGGCACUGGAGGUCAAGAUGAAGAAGAGGAUAAGCGAUCUGGAGCAGAUUGAGGGGAACUUGGAGAUGAGACUGGAAUCGCAGGCAGAGCAGCACAAGGAAAAUAUCAAGAAGACAGAGGAAAAAAUCCAUAACAGGUUCCGCGAUAAAGAACGGGCACUGCAGGCGAAGGCGGAUGCGCAACGCGUAGAGAUGGAAAACAUAGAGAAACGUGUCCAGAACAUCAAAGACGAAAACAGCACACUGAAGCAGGAACUUAAACGUGCAGUGCGACGGUAUGACAAGGAUCGCGAAACGCACCGAAAAAUGACAGCCAAGAUGGAAUUUGACUACCAGGUAGACCUGAGGACGGCAAAGAUGAAGAACAAGGUGCUGACGGACCGAGUGGAGACCCUCUCGACGACCACAGAAGACAAGGUCAAAGAGAACGAAGCCCUGAGAGAGAGGCUCAAAAGCAAGACCCAGGAAUGGGAGAAAAAGCGAGUGGAACACGCCGACAUGCUGCUCCAGAUCGAGGCGUUGACUGAGAAGCUGCAGAGGGAGCAGAAGCGCACGGCCACGUUGAAUGAGCGCGUGACACGGAUGGAGAAGGAGAUAGAGUCCAUGUGGAACAAGUAUGAAAUCGAGCAGAAGGCUCACCUGUUCACCAAAAAACAUUCGGGUUUGGUGAUGCGGAAACACAACGAUCUGUUGGAUAGGAUCAAGUUCCUGGACCACCGGAUCAAGAGUCAACAAACCAGCAUUCAGAAGCUGGAAUCUCACCUAUCCGCCAAGUCUACCUUCAUCCGGAACAUCAGCCUGGACAUCGAGACGUCAAUGUCGCUGGUCAAUGACCCCAAGAAAUUCAUCAAGGAGAUCAUCCGCAUCAAAGCAAAACUGUUUGCCGAUGAUAAGGACUCGCAUUUGUUGCAAACGGCCGAGCUGGUCUUCCAAGCUGUGGAAUCGCAAAAGUCAAGGUAUGAUCGCUACGACUCGACCAUACACAAUCUCCGCAAGCAGAUUAGGAAUAAGGAGCUGCACAUGCUGCGGCACAUCGAGAAGAUCGAGAAGCCUCGAAGCGAGCUCAUCAAGAUAGUCAAUGAACAACGGCGGGAGCUGGCUAAACUCAAGAGCGAGAUGAACCAAGUAACUCACACGCUGCGGGAAGUCAACAACUACCUGCCGCAGAAGGUUCAGUCGUGGGUCAAGGACAGGAUCAGCGGGGCGGUCACGACUGUCACCCCAAUACACUAGAACAGGUGGUGGACAACCACUUUGCGUUUCAUGUUCAAACUAUUUUCUAGUACCUUGCUUGGAUUUACAAGAUAAAACCUUGACAACAACAUGCUAGCUGAGAUUGUAUUCGCUCCUCAGUGCAAAACUUUGGUGUAUGCGACAUUUUGGGGAGUCCAAAAUUUGGAGAUGCUCCUUACAGCCACAUUGAUCUGAUAGCCUUUAAAAACAAACGAGGUGGCAGACCCUCUAUCUCUGGAUCCAUAAACCCCACAAGACUAAAGGUAAAAUAUGAAAAUAAAUCAAUGCAAUUCAGCACUUGACUCCAUGCCCAGUUACAUUGCUAAAUCCCCCUUAGCACGCCCUCACUUGUCACAUGGAAUUCUACCCAGGUCUUGCCAACAAUCUACACCAGGUUGUGUUUCACCUUCCUGUGUUUUACACCACAAUACAUGACCUCCAACUGUAGUGAUCUAGUUUCCAGGUUUCUGGUUUGCAGUCACUCAGCCAGGUUCACAAAUAAGCUCUGUAAUAUUUAUGCUAUGUGUACUGUUAAAAACCACGAUUGCAAUGACCGGUGUAAGGCUGUUUGAUAUCUUGUGUAUGAUUGCUGUGUUUUUGACUCUCGAAGAUUUUAUUAUUCUUUCAGAAACUGGUCAUGAGAAACUAAACACAUUGUUUCUAUUGCA
Syngnathoides biaculeatus (alligator pipefish) is the source of this 2773-nucleotide messenger RNA. Its product is annotated as paramyosin-like. Bases 594 to 2105 code for a protein of 503 amino acids. Lineage: Eukaryota; Metazoa; Chordata; Actinopteri; Syngnathiformes; Syngnathidae. The transcript has a single exon. The record is from RefSeq and is a predicted model, not a curated record.